This is a messenger RNA of Hibiscus syriacus, 1398 nucleotides long. RefSeq lists its product as uncharacterized. The transcript is spliced from 6 exons. Bases 214 to 1257 code for a protein of 347 amino acids. Lineage: Eukaryota; Viridiplantae; Streptophyta; Magnoliopsida; Malvales; Malvaceae. The record is from RefSeq and is a predicted model, not a curated record.
UUCUUCAGCUUCCGACAAAUUCAUUGGAGGGAGGAGUGUUUCUUGCUUCAUCUUUCUCACGCUUUCAUCACCAAUUCGCCAUUGAUGAUGCCUUGAAAAACAAAAGAAUAAGUUUUGGUCGAGAAGCAAUCAGGGUUCAGAUCAGGGUUCGCUUCAGCAACAGGACAAUUUCUCUUGUAACAUUCUUCUUCGUUUCAGCCCUUUUCAGCAGGGAUGUACAGGGAAAUUAUACUGAUCUUGUUGACUGGUUUGGUGGCAUGGGCAUACCAGGCCAUUCAGCCUCCACCUCCCAAAAUCUGUGGAACUCCAGAUGGCCCUCCUAUCACCGCCGAUAGAAUAAAACUGAGGGAUGGAAGGCAUUUGGCCUACAAAGAGCAUGGUGUGUCAAAAGAAAUGGCAAAGCAUAAGCUCAUCUUUGUUCAUGGUUUCUCUGGUUCUAGACUUACCGAGUCCCUUGUCACAAGGCUAUCCCUGGAAGUUGUUCAAGAGCUAGGUGUAUACAGCGUGUCGCUUGAUAGACCGGGGUACGGAGAAAGUGAUCCUGACCCGAAGCGAACGAUGAAGAGCUUGGCCCUUGAUAUUGAAGAGCUUGCUGAUCGGUUGGGACUUGGAUCCAAAUUUUAUGUAGUUGGAUAUUCUAUGGGAGGCCAUGCUGUCUGGAGCUGCCUCAAAUACAUACCUCAUAGGCUAGCAGGAGCAGCACUAAUGGCACCUGUUAUCAACUAUUGGUGGCCUGGCUUGCCUGCAAACUUAUCUAAAGAAGCAUACAGUCUGCAGCUUCCUCAAGAUCAAUGGGCCUUGCGUGUUGCUCACUAUAUGCCUUUUUUAGUCUAUUGGUGGAACACUCAGAAGCUUUUUCCUUCAUCUAGUGUCAUUUCUCGUAGACCUGAAAAUUACUCCCCUCAAGAUCUCCAAAUUCAACAAAAAAUUGCCCUUAGACAGGAUCACAGGGAAAUGGGCGGAGUGGCAACUCAGCAAGGAGUAUUCGAGUCCUUACAUCGUGACAUGAGGAUCGGCUUCGGGAAGUGGGAAUUUGAUCCCCUCGAUCUCGACAACCCUUAUCCGAACAACGAGGGCAGUGUUCACCUUUGGAUGGGGGAUGAAGAUCGGUUGGUGCCGGUUAUCCUUCAACGCUACAUUGCCGAAAGACUACCAUGGAUUAAGUACAAUGAGGCAGCUGGUGCUGGCCAUUUGUUUGCGUAUGCUGAUGGGAUGGGUGAAGCUAUCGUGAGGGCGCUUGUGGAUGGACACAAGUAGUAUUUUUCUUAGUAUUGUUUUACGUUCACGAGCUGUUGAAUAGCAUAAAUAUAAAUUACAUCCACAGCUUAAGUUCCCAGAAAUUGCAGAAUUUCCGAUUGUUGUGAUCUUUAAUGAAAUAAAUUUUGCUUCAUUGUGUUC